This is a messenger RNA of Sinocyclocheilus anshuiensis, 1089 nucleotides long. RefSeq names its product ankyrin repeat domain-containing protein 6-like. Lineage: Eukaryota; Metazoa; Chordata; Actinopteri; Cypriniformes; Cyprinidae. Bases 10 to 963 code for a protein of 317 amino acids. The record is from RefSeq and is a predicted model, not a curated record. The transcript is spliced from 3 exons.
GCUGAAGGGAUGGAGUGUCAUUAUCAAAUCAAUCAGAGAGCCACCCUGGAACGCAUGGAGGGCGAGAGAAAACAGAAGGUAGCGGCUACCAAUGCUGUGAAAAGCUGGUGCAUGUCUAAGAUUCAGGAUCUUGAAGCGCGAAUGCCUGCAGAGACACAAUACUACAAACUUCUGCGCUCUCCGUCCGUGGAUCAGUCUCGGGUGGAUUCAGACCCCGAGGGUCUCCCGCUGCUGUCGCUCAUCUCUGAGGAGAGCUCCAGCUCGCUGGCCACUUACGUCAAUGUGUUACCCAGCCCAGGAGCAGGUCCUAACAAUGACGGGAAAAGUCUUGAAUUUGGGGACGCACAUGGGAGGAGAUACAUUGAGAUGAAGCUGAACGGUUCUUCAGGUGAAUAUCAUAACCUGACAGCUCCUUCAAUGGUCAAACACAAACCUCUAUCACGGAAGCUGGCGACUGCUGACCCCAAGUGGCAGCGAGCAGAAGUGCAGGAGGUUGAUGUCUCAAAGUCCAGGUCAGACAAAGGGGAUGAACUCUGCGACAGCAGUGGCAGCAGCAGCAGCAGCCUGUCCACAUCCAGCAAGCGUUUCAACGACAGCAAAAGAGAACCAGCACCCGGCCCGGCCUGGAAACACAGCAGGCACCUGAAGGACAGGAUUAAAGCACAUCACGCUCAAACCCAGCAGAGCAACACCAUGAAGACCAUGGAGGUGUUUUCCCAGCGGCCCGUGGAGGCCACCUUCACCCAAGAGCGGGCAAACUUGCACGCUGUGGAGGUGGCACAGCGUUUCUUUGAGACAGUCUCCACACAGCUGGAACGCUGGUACGAGAGGAAGAUCCAGGAAGCGCAGAAGGUGGCAGAACAGAAAGCUCUGCAGGACAGAGCCAGUCUACUGGAGAGGAUCAACACCCUGGAGGAAGAGCUACAGAGGCUUCGCACUAACACUAAUACAAACUCUUCUUGACACAUGCGUGCUAUGUAUGCCCAGAUACCUUGAUUCCACCUAAUAUGAAAUUCAUGGCAAUAUAAAUGAGAUUGUAGCUUUGUAAACACUGAGUAAACUUACAGUAAUGUAAUGGUUCUAUAGUAA